AAAGAACAAGAGGAGGAAAGAAUCUAUUUUUGUUAAAAAUAUAUUAAUUCAUUACAAUUAUAUUUUGUGAUUAUAACACAUAUUUUUAGAAAUUCUAAAUUUGUUUUUAUUAAAAAUUAAAUGUAUAAUAUUGUAAUUUACAGUUUAUUUAAAAAUUUUAUUAAUAAAAUAUGAGAGUAUACAACUCUACCGUUAAACGUAUUUUGGAUUUUGUACCGGGAAAAAAACGUUUUGGACUAUAUCGAUUUCUACCAGUGUUUUUUUGUUUGGGAGCUGCCUUGGAAUACUCGAUGAUAAAUUGGACUGUUGGAGAAACAAAUUUUUAUCGUACUUUUAAAAAACGUCAAGCAAAAAACUACGUUGAAGAGAAACUGCACCAUAGCAUUACAACGGACACUACUCAAAUUUCUUAAAUUUACACUGCUUUCUUUAUCAGGAUGCCUGCUGGUGUGUCGUGGGGUCAAUACCUUAAAUUUAUGUCGUGUGCUUUACUAUCAAUGAUGGCCGGAUCUCAAUUGGUCCAUAUGUACUACAAACCCCUUCAAGAUUUAGAUUCAUAUAUUGAGCAGGAAAUGAAACAGGCCAAAAAAACGUAACGGAAAUUAACAUAUGCAUGGGUCUAUGAUUCCAAAUUUGCUGUAAAUAACGACUUAAAACGAAAAUAUAUAUAUGUACGCUUAUACCACAAAUAUUUUUUUUGCGGAAAACAAGAUUUUAACACAAAUGUGUCUGCAUAUACCUAUGUAGGUUUGAUAAAAUAAAAUACAUUUGCAAGUAA
Lucilia sericata (common green bottle fly) is the source of this 778-nucleotide messenger RNA. It is a transcript of the gene sloth1, whose product is annotated as small integral membrane protein 4. NCBI's taxonomy places the organism in Eukaryota, Metazoa, Arthropoda, Insecta, Diptera, Calliphoridae. The transcript is spliced from 3 exons. The record is from RefSeq and is a predicted model, not a curated record. Bases 171 to 413 code for a protein of 80 amino acids.